Messenger RNA from Nilaparvata lugens (brown planthopper), 1473 nucleotides. RefSeq lists its product as uncharacterized. The transcript is spliced from 9 exons. The record is from RefSeq and is a predicted model, not a curated record. NCBI's taxonomy places the organism in Eukaryota, Metazoa, Arthropoda, Insecta, Hemiptera, Delphacidae. Bases 263 to 1195 code for a protein of 310 amino acids.
CGUAGAGGUUAAGGAUCAGCAACUGCAGAAAAUUCAUGCAACAAAGGUGUUCACGAAUUUCCCAGUGGAUGUUUCACAAGCAACUCGAUCGAGGGCAAGAAAAGGGCGAGGAAGGCGUUCGGCAUACAAGUCUACAAGUCCGAACAGAAAGCAUUGGGCAGCGAUAAACAAAGAUUUCAAUGGCCACUUCUACGAACGGUCUCAAAGACUGUGGAAUUGUACGAAGGAAUCGGAACUCGUGUUUCAUGCAGUGAUUAAUGUGAUGGUGAUGGCUGAUGAACUACACCUAGCUCGAGUAUUCCUCAGGGACGGUGUCAAGGUGGACGUCGUCACACUUCCUGAUAAUCUAAAGAUCAUAGAAACAACUGAACUCAAAUUCUUCACAGUUGAUGAACAAUCUAAUAUCAAAAUCAUUUCAUAUGUUGGCGACAUCGUAUUUGAAACCACCGAACAUCCAAUACUAGGCAAACUUUUCAGUGGAAGCUAUGAAUCCAAGAUUAACAGACUGUUUUCUGAGGAGGCUAUUGUGGAAGAAGGCUAUUCUUACAUCCAGCUGUUGGCAUACUAUCAUAUAGUGGAAGGUUUUAAUAAAAAACUAAGUGGGAACGGAAAUAGCAGUACCAGUAAUAAAGGAGUUCCAUCCGCACCAAUACCGGAAACAAUCACGUACAUGCCAAAAGGAGAAACCAAAAUAAAGGUGAUAGGAUCCCAAUUCAGUGUGCUACACGUAUAUGACGAUUGGGACCACGAAAUGACUUCAACAGAACAAGAUAAACCUAACUGUCUGCAAAUCAAAUGGAAACAUGGCUAUCCGACGUACAUUCCCAGAAUAGUUGAAUAUGUCGAUGACAGGCAAUAUGAUUUCGAUGCCUUCGACCUGCACAGAACUUUCAAAGUUGAAACAUUCCUGGCGAUCUGUCAAAGCGUGGAGAAUGUAUAUUUGGAUAUUCUACAAUAUUUGAACGUGAAACAACCACUUAAUGCCGUUAUGUACUCUGGCAGUGUUAAGUUCCAAGAGCCUGACAGUAGUCGGAAUAAUGAAUACAUAGUUGUUCGUGCUUUCAUCGAUAUGAAAACAAACCAACUUGUUAAGUAUGAUGGUGAAAGUUUUAAAAUGGAUCGUACCAAGGUGGAAGAUGUUAGAAGUUUGCCUCCUGCUUCUCCUCUGCAGUUCCAUGCCAGCGAUCAGGAGUAGUUCCGUUAUCGGAGAAUUGAUUUCAGUCGAAAAAAAUAUAGAAACCGAUUCUCAAUUCUCAGCUACAAUUUAUUUAUACCUGCACAAUUUGCACAAUUUUCCAUUCUUUACAAUCUGUACAAUUGCACGAUUUUCUUGAUUUUUCAAUGGGUUUUCACUAUCAGCCUUGCAUUUUUUUAUUAAUUUUAAUGAGAUUUGAGUGCUUUUGUGUUGAAGUGUUAUUUUUGGUAGUCUCAAAGAUUGUAAAACAUUAGAAAUAAAGUUGUUUUGAGUUCUGA